This is a messenger RNA of Acanthosepion pharaonis, 882 nucleotides long. The record is from the annotation of a GenBank genome assembly. NCBI's taxonomy places the organism in Eukaryota, Metazoa, Mollusca, Cephalopoda, Sepiida, Sepiidae.
AUGAGGCUGGCAGAAUAUGGUAUGUUAAAAUUCAUUUUAAGGAAAGUAGGCUCGGUUAGGAAAGAAAAGGAAACUUUUUUAUUUUAUUUUCAUUUUCUCACUUGGCCUAUCUAUCUAUCUAUCUAUCUAUCUAUCUAUCUAUCUAUCUAUCUAUCUAUCUCAGUCUGUUCAUAUCUAUUUCAUUCUGUUCAUAUCUAUCUAUCUAUCUAUCUCAGUCUGUUCAUAUCUAUUUCAUUCUGUUCAUAUCUAUCUAUCUAUCUAUCUAUCUAUCUAUCUAUCUAUCUAUCUAUCUAUCUAUCUAUCUAUCUCAGACUGUUCAUAUCGAUUUCAUUCUGUUCAUAUCUAUCUAUCUAUCUAUCUAUAAAUAUUUCAUUCUGUUCAUAUCUAUCUAUCUAUCUAUCUAUCUAUCUAACUCAGUCUGUUCAUAUCUAUCUCUAUCUAUCUAUCUAUAAAUAUUUCAUUCUGUUCAUAUCUAUCUAUCUAUCUAUCUAUCUAUCUAUCUAUCUAUCUAUCUAUCUAUCUAUCUAUCUAUCUAACUCAUCUGUUCAUAUCUAUCUCUAUCUAUCUAUCUAUAAAUAUUUCAUUCUGUUCAUAUCUAUCUAUCUAUCUAUCUAUCUAUCUAUCUAUCUAUCUAACUCAGUCUGUUCAUAUCUAUCUCAGACUGUUCAUAUCUAUUUCAUUCUGUUCAUAUCUAUCUAUCUAUCUAUCUAUCUAUCUAUCUAUCUAUCUAUCUAUCUAUUCAUAUCUAUCUAUCAUCAGUCUGUUCAUAUAUCUCAUUCUGUUCAUAUCUAUAUCUAUCUAUCUAUCUAUCUAUCUAUCUAUCUAUCUAUCUUCGGAAAAGAGCCUCUAAUACGGUUCUCUUUACCCCUGGCUAUGUUGUAG